CACUCGUCGCUGUUUACUGGCUGCGCUCUCUCUUGCUGGCCCCGGCGUAUUCUCAGCUGUUCUGCUGAGUUCCAUCUGGGAGGCAUAAUGGCGUGCUUGCCAGCAAAAGGUAGCGCCUCGGCUGUUGCGCGUGGAAACACGGACACGGAGAAGAAGGCCAACCGCAAGUUUGCCGACUUUAAGCCUCCCAGCUUGGACGAUCUGGAGCCUGGAGAUUUGAUCGAGAUCUUCCGCUUUGGAUACCAGCACUGGGCCAUCUAUGUGGGAAAUGGUUAUGUUAUCCACCUGGCUCCACCAACUGAAUUUGCCGGGGCAGGCUGUGCCAGCCUCAUGUCUACCCUAACUGACAAGGCGCUGGUGAAGAAAGAGCUGUUGCGGGAGGUGGUGGGCAAGAACCGCUACCGGGUCAACAACAAGCAUGAUGCCAAGUAUCCCCCGCUGCCCGCUACGAAGAUUGUCCGGCGAGCCGAGGAGAAAGUGGGCCAGGAGCUCGCGUACAAAGUCACGAGCGAGAACUGCGAACACUUUGUCACCGAGAUGCGCUACGGUGUAGCCAAAAGCGACCAAGUCCGAGAUGCCCUGGUGGGGGUGAGCAUCGCGGGGCUGGGCUUGGCCGCCCUGGGAAUUGUCGGCGCUGCCGUGGUCCGGAGGAAGAAGCAACAGAACCAAUAGCAGAACCAAUAACAGAGACUCUGAGACUUCCGCGUUCUCUCGGCUUUCCUUUGGGUUUUUGAGUCUUGCGUCCUUUUCAGAAUUGACUUCUUAAAAACAAAACAAAACCAGAAACCGAUACGAUUUGGGGGCCACAGUCCCAAAGCCCCCGCCCUUUCCUAAUUCCUUGUUUUUAGGGAUGGUUGCUGUCCUCCCCUCCACCGGCACUCAAAUCAAGGCGAGGGGCCACCGUCUCCCUGGGGUGGCUGGUGAGAGCUCCCCUAAUAACUUUCUUUGGGACGUGGCUCACUCUGCCACUCUUGCAUGGAGAACAACUGGAAUGGAUUCUGUUCUGGGAGGAGACAAGGCGUUUCUAGCUGAAGGGGGUUGGGGUGGACAAAACUACCGGAAGUCCUCUUAGUAAAUCCAUGGCAAAGCCAAGAUUCAAAUUGAGGCCUUCCUGGGUCGGUCUCAGCAGCAGUAUUAGCUGACAUUAACUUCAGAAGAAUGCAAAACCGAGUGUGGCAGAAGCCAUCCCCCUAUCCUGCUUUUAAUUUAUUUCCCUUCCCUUUUAUUUUUUAAAAUUUAUUUCCCUUCCCUUUUAUUUUUUAAAAUUUAUUUCCCUUCCCAUUUAUUUUUUAUUGAAUGUCUAUUAUACCACUCCAGAGUGGCGCUCUUAGUAUUUAAGCAACAGUCUGGAAAGGCAUGGUUUCAAAACACGGUCCCUACGCAUUUCACAUUUUCCGGCAGCCCGGAUCUUAUGUCCAGACUGAAGAGCUAUAUAUGGAAAUGGAGGCCUCGUUUCAAUUGGAAGGAAUCUCCUAAAGUUGUUCCAAAUGAUGCUGAUUCAGGCUCACAGGAGCGCCGACUCAGCAACCCCAGGGAGAUUCAUCCAUGGCCAUGUUGAUUCUGUUCAUUCACAAACCAUUUGUUUCCCUGGGAACUUCUCCAGAGAUAACUUCACUUGACUCCCAAGUGGAGUUGGAAAAGCUAAUGUUCUGCUUUCAGCACAUGUCAGCCUCUGGUUACCUAGUUCAACAAAAUCAGAAGUGUGUUGAGAAAGCUAUUCCCCUAUUAGAUCAACCUUCCAUCAACCUGGCUCCCUCUUGAGGUGUUGUACUACAACACCCAUGGACCUUGCUGGCUGGGAGUUGAAGUGAAACACAUCCAGCGGCUUCUGGUCUGGGGGGAGCCUGUCCCAGAAGUGUGACUAUUCUCAAAGGACAAAAGGGCACCUGACCCUUUCAUGGUGGGGGUGGAGAAAGGAAUUUUGGAAGUGCUAAAAGGUGAGAAAGCAACAUGUUUGCAGAAAUUCCUGCCCCACCAUGUUAUUAAAGAGACAAGAACCCCGUUUCUGGGCAUCUGUAAACCAAUCCUGAAUUCUGUAGGGAGCUCAAUUCUUUGAGUGGUUUCUCCAGGUCUGGGGAGCUUAUAUGAUGAAGAAGGUCUGAGCGUGUCAUUUUGGAGUGGCCUUGGUGAGAGCUGGUAGAGGGGGAAUGCAGAGGUAGAGAGAGUUUUUUGUGUGUGAUGCAGAGAUGAAUGAGAAUUUUGUUUGGUUUGAUUUUGGAGAAGGACUUUUUGCAAAUUUGCAAAUUUCUUCAUAGACAGGGGAAGAAUGAACAUGUGUUGAAAUGUGGGAGAAAGUGCACGUUUGUGGUGUGGAAUUACGAUGGCCACCUCUUUUUUUACGGCAGGGUUCUUUUCUUUAACAACGACACGGUUGCAAAAUGUUUCUCUCCACGCCCGGAAUUGCUGUACCUAUUGAAUUUGGCUGGUGCAGCUCAAUGAGAAUUUUGUUUCUGCUUGUUUUUUUUAAUAAGAACUACCAACGUCCGCAAAUUUCUUCAUAUACCAACCGGGAACAACUUGGGAUUUUAAAAACUCAAAUUGAAAUUGACAGAGGAAGAACCAGGGCUGUUCCUGUGCGUUUAUGAGGGUUUGAUCAGUAGAAAUCACCCAGUGGGGAGGUAUAAACAUGAUUGCCUGUUGAUUGCUGUAGAUUAAACUGCUGUUAGACCAAAAGUAGGCAACUAGUGAUCUCCAGAUCCUGUUGGACUGCAAUUCCCAUAAUCCACAAACAUUUUCCAGCAAUGUCUGUAGGGCUGCGGAUUCCAAACCCUGUGUUAGAGUAAGGGUUGGCUCAAAGGUGUGCCAUUUUGAAGGAAGAAUCUUCCGAAGGGACCUCAUGACUAAGUUAUAUGCAAAUUAAUUUGCACUAAAAAUUAAAAUUCCACGCUUAGCAAAGCAGAAUUCUGCAACUUGUAUAAAUAAUGUGCAUUCGCAAAAUGUCUCCAACUUUCUACACUUUAACUGUUUUGCAAGAUUUAUUCUGGUUUUGCUAGUUGUGUGGGGAUGAGAAAGAAGCUAAUUCAGGGUACUAAAUGAUGACGUUGAUGAUGAUUUACACUUAUAUCCCACUUUCCCCCCCUCAAGUAACUCAAUACAUAAUCUUCCUCUCUAUUUGAUCCUCACAACAACAACCCUGUCAGGUAGGUUGGGCUGAGAGUCUGUGACUGGCCCAAAGUCACCCUGUGAGCUUCCGUGGCUGAGUGGGGACUAGAACCCGGAUCUCUCGACUCCCAGCCCAGCACUCUAGCCGCUACAACACACUGGCUUCCUGCUUCCUGACUUUGGAAACCUUAACGUCAAACUAGCUGCGGUGACGUUUGCCCAAUUCACAAUUGUGUGAACUGCUUUUUAAGAAGAAAAGUACUAGCACAGAACGCCUGAGCCACAGAGGGACCCUGGUAGGGGUCCUUUAACCAUUUGUCUGUGAUCCAGGUGGACGGGUGCACCUGCACCUGCAAAUUACUUUUUAAAAGGCAAUUACACAAUUACUACUACGGCCCUUACUCAGUCACUUCUCCAGCUUCUGAGACGUCAGUGAGUGGUGGCUGUGAACUGUAAGGAUGCCUCUUCAUCCAUAAGGGCUAGAAACUUGGCUAAAAACAAACAGACAGACCUGAAAGCGGCAGUUCCCUGAAUCUGCACUCUAAACCCACUCCCGACAAUGUCCUGGCACAAAGGAAGAACUUCUAGUUGUGAGGUUGAUGUGUAGUGGGUGAUGGUUGUCAGCUGGCUGGGCUUUUCUCCUCUGCCACUGACUCACUAUAUUGCCUCGGCUGAAUUUCUUUACCCAUUGCUGUACCGCUUUAUUCCUCCCUUGGUUCACGUUUGAGAAAUCUCUGAAGUUCUUUACGUCGCGGAGCCUUAAUAGGUAACAUUCCAAGUGCUUCUAGCAGUCAGUUUUAUUGUAUAUCGAUAAAAUAGACAUCACAGUCUAGGGUAACAGUAAAGAACAAGAUUUAAAAAGGAAACGCGCGCACGACAGCCUAACAGGACAUCAAGUCUUUCAAUUACAACACGAGUGAUAAAACUCCAUUCCUUUUACUGUAAAUAACAUUUUUACUAGCCUCUGUUUUAACAGCUGUUUUAUAAAUGAUAGAAGUAUUUCCCACAAAUAAAAACGUUGGGCUGA
Messenger RNA from Elgaria multicarinata webbii, 4129 nucleotides. Its product is annotated as phospholipase A and acyltransferase 3-like. NCBI's taxonomy places the organism in Eukaryota, Metazoa, Chordata, Lepidosauria, Squamata, Anguidae. The transcript is spliced from 5 exons. Gene Ontology annotation, molecular function: glycerophospholipid phospholipase A1 activity; A2-type glycerophospholipase activity. Gene Ontology annotation, biological process: N-acylphosphatidylethanolamine metabolic process. Gene Ontology annotation, cellular component: cytoplasm. The record is from RefSeq and is a predicted model, not a curated record. The coding region runs from base 88 to 672 and encodes 194 amino acids.